This is a messenger RNA of Camellia sinensis, 1773 nucleotides long. Its product is annotated as putative disease resistance protein At4g19060. The record is from RefSeq and is a predicted model, not a curated record. Lineage: Eukaryota; Viridiplantae; Streptophyta; Magnoliopsida; Ericales; Theaceae. Gene Ontology annotation, molecular function: ADP binding.
UGUUGCUGGAACUUGUAUAAAAGAUCUGAAAUGGCAGCUGAUUAUUUACAGUUCCUGAAGAACAAAUUCAUCAGUGACUAUGAAGAAGCAGUGGCAGAAUACAAUGAUUUUCCCUUCCGUUCUCGUUUUCAUGAGAUUUUAGAGGAGUUGCAGGAAAUGAGGAUCAGCUCCUCAACACCCAUAAGAAUGAAAAAUUUGCUGUACGAUCUCAAGUUUGUAUUGGCUGAGUGCGUCAUGUUAGCAGGCAAGGAGAAGGAACGCAUUACCCAGACCAGCAAAAGUCUCGUAGGUUAUCAGUAUGUGAAGAAGAAAUGGAUUCUGUUCUUAACUAAGAGGAAACUGCUCUCCAUCAAAGAAAAAUUGCUGGACUACUUGCAUGCUGUCAGCGGUGAUGUUGCAGCUGAGACUGAGAGGCAUGUGUCCUUGAGCUUGGUUAGGGUUCGUCAACAAGGGGACUUUCCAGAUUUCGACGAGACUCUGAUUCAUGGGUUCGAACACCAUUUUGAAAAGAUCAAAGAUUUGCUCCUCAAGACACCUGAUACUGAUAGUAUCAGCACGAUUGGCAUUGUAGGGAUGGGCGGUUCAGGUAAAACUACUCUUGCCCAAAUGGUGUUCAAUAGCCCUCAAGUCCAAGGCAGUUUCUCCCCAAUUUUAUGGGUUGAAUUACCUCAAUCUCUGAUUAAACCCCACUUAAUUGUUUUCGCCCUUCUCAAAAGCUUGGCAAGUGAUUUUUCUUGGUGUGGCAGUGCUUUUGAUCUCAAUGAGCUUUUGCACAACCUGCACUGUUAUUUGCUUAACAAGAAGUAUUUGAUUGUAAUGGACAAUGUGUGGCAUGCGAGUGAUUGGUACUUUGAUUUGGAUUCUAACUCCAAGCUGCAGAUGGAAGGCAACGAAAACUACACUCAUCUCUCACAUGGCUUGCCAAGGGGAAGUGGGGGUGCCAUCAUCGUCACUAGUAGACUCAAGGAAGUGGCAAGUAAGAUGGUCGGUAAGCGGAAUUUGUAUCCCCUCGAGCCCACAUUGGACACAGAGUCAUGUUGGUCCAUAGUUCUAGAUUCAAUUGAAAAGGAGAUUUCAGAUCACUGGAUAUUAGAAAAAAUUAAAGAUGACACGGUAGACAGGUGUGGUGGUCUUCCAUUAGCUGCAAAGACCUUGGCGGACAUAAUUUCACAUCAGUUUUUGACAGAUCCAAGUGCAAUUAAGAAAUUUCACUUGGAAUUCGAAAAAUCUGUUGCACCUACCUCAGAGGUCCUAAAGGAAAUUAGGUCCUAUCCAGAAGUUUAUUAUGCCAAAGUUGCCAGUGAUCACAACAACAAAGUAGAAGCAGGAGGAAAUUGCAAUCCUCAAGACGUAGUGGAAGCCUUGAGCAAAUUUUCCCUAGGAAAGAUCACUGUAAUCGAUGGAAUUGAGCCAUUGCAGAAACAGUGAUCGAAGAAGAAAGUUAUGGAGCCUAUGGAAAAGGAAUCAGGGGAAGAACAAACCAUGGAUUUAAAAGAAGAAGAUAGAACUAAAUCAGCUGUUUUUUUUAAGGCCUUAGAGGUGUUGAAGAGAAACUGAUAGCACAUUAUCUUCUUCUUCAUGAUAUAUUUCUUGGUCAUUGCCAACUGACCUUAGAGCAUCUCAUGUGUUUAAUGUCAAAAUAAAAGUCAAAAGUCAAAUUAUAUUAGAUGUUAUUAUUUGACAAUUCUAUUAUAAUAGUGCAAAUAUUUUUGUUUUUAUUUUUUAUUUUUUAUUUUUAUUGUAAAAUGUCAAAUGAAAAUGCUUUUUUGUUUU